UUAUCGUUCUUUGAUUCCUUACAUUCUCUGCGUGAUAACUUCCCCUUAAAUUUCAAGUACCUAUUUAUGUAGUUUUAAAGAAUUCUAUUUAUUAUCUAUAACAAGAUUACUUAUAGUUACUUCAAUUUAUUAUAAUCAAAUUAUAUUCAUAUUUUGAAUUUAAAGAAAAAAAAAAAAAAAAAAGGUAUAACAAUUAAUAAUUAUCGAGCGAUGAAAUAUUGAAAAAUUUUAGUUACUUAAUGCUUAGUACUAUUCGAACCAAUAAAUUAUUAACCACCAUGUUACCAAAAAUUGUAUUCGUUCUUGGAGCUCCAGGUUCCGGAAAGGGUACUCAAUGUCAAAACAUUGUUAAGGAAUUUGGAUUUGAUCAUUUAUCUGCAGGAGAUUUAUUACGAGCUGAAAGGCAAACACCGGGAUCUCCAGAUGGUGAACUUAUUGAACAACAUAUCAAAGAGGGAAAAAUUGUUCCCGUUGAAAUAACAUGUAGAUUAAUUGAAAAAGCAAUGAAUGUUUCAAAAAAUGAUAAGUUUCUAAUUGAUGGAUUUCCAAGGAAUGAGGAUAAUUUAAUUGGAUGGAACAAGCAAAUGUCUGAAAAAGUUCAACUGUUAUUUGUACUUUUCUUUGAAUGCGAUGAAAAGACGUGUACAGAACGAUGUUUGUCACGAGGUGCUGCAGGCAGUGGGCGUUCUGACGAUAACAUUGAAAGUUUAAAAAAACGUUUUCAAACCUAUCAGAAUGAUACAUUACCAAUUAUAAAUCUAUAUGAUGAACAAGGUCUAGUCAAACGAAUUGAUGCGAACGGAUCUCCAAGUGCUGUGUUCGAUUUGGUCAAAGUGGUAUUUAAUGAUGUACUUAGUAAAGGUGAUAAUUAAAUAAUUUAAUUGUAGAUAAUGAUAAUUUUUUAGAAAAAUUAUUUUAAUCUAUUAUAGAAAAUCGAUGAAUAAAUAAACAAUAUUGAAGCAACAGUAUUAGUAGAAGAUCAAUCUAUUUCAAAUCUAAAUUAAAUAAAACACAUAAAAAUGAUGUUAUAUGGUUUUUAUUCGUAAGAUAAUUUUUUUACCAUUCAUAUGGGUAGUUAGAAUGAAGCAUAGGGUGUGACAUGAUCGUUUUUAACCUAAUAAGGGCUUAGGAGUUCAAUUGAAAAUAAUUUAUUUAUAUCGUCAGUUUACAAAGUUAAAAUACAAUACGUUUUAGAAUCUAUAGUGCCUAGCCUAAACUUUACCUACAAUACAUCGUCUUAUUAAAUAAGUACAUCGAAAUAUUCAACAUUUUACAUAGGUUCUUAAUAAGGGCCUAGGACAGGAGUGGCGACCACUUAUACAUCAAGGUGCCAUUUUUAUUUACUACAAAAAAUACAUUUUGCGCAAUCUCGGUUAUACACUUAAUUCAAAUCGUUAUAUCCUGUAUCCUGUACGUGCUCUUACUGUAGAGAAAUUCGUUCCGUUAUAGACUUCCAGUACAAUGCCACAGUACUGUAGAGGAAUUAAUGACGUCAUAAAACUCAUAUAUCGCCGCCAUUUUUGUACUGCAAGUACUGGCGUUUUAGAGUUAAGGCAUUGUCAGUGCUUUGAACACGUGAUCAAAAUCAAACAGCGCCAGUUUUAUAAUAGUUGCAUAAAGCAAUACAUAAAAUAGCCAUUCUUAAAGAGUCCUUCAUAACAGCUCUGAUUUUGAUUAUUUUUUUAAAAAUGUUUUCGAAACCUCUAACCUCUGUUGUUACAGAUUAGAUGGCAAAUAACUUAAAUUAGGAUUGCAAUAGAUGUUACUUUUACCAGAAUGCUUUGAAUGCAUGCUGAUUGAAUGAAUAAAGUCAUUUGUCAAAUGCUUUUUAAGCAAGUCUUUAAUGAAAAUAUGCUUAAAAUAGCACGAGCUGUUCUUCAAACCAUUAAAUGUGUCUGAUAACAAAUAUCGGUGGCAUGCCCAAAAUAUUGUGUGGCGUGCCAUUGGUUCGCCAUUCCUGACCUAAGUCAAUUUAGGAUAAUGAGACUGUAAAAAAAGAAAAACUGCUAAAUAAUUUUGUGCGACUUUGUAAUUGUUUGUUGUUGUAAACCCAAUGUUUAAUCCGUGGAGACCUUCAUUUCGCACAUCCUGAAGUAUUCGCCGAGCACCAAAUACUUGCCUACAGCUUCCACAAGAAAUGGCUAGGAAAACAAUGUUUCUAGUCGCAAUUGGAUAACUUGGAUAUAACGGGGCACAGUGGUAGAAAAUUGAAAUAAUCGAACGGAAUUUUUAUAUCCAGUGUAUUGCUAAAGGAUUUAUGCCCAUUUGAUGGACUAUUCGAGAUUUUUCAAUUCAUAUCUUAUAUAAUUAAAUUUUUUUUUUUAAAGUUUAAAGAGGUUGGGGUUCAAUACUACCUAUGAUUUUUUUUAAAUCAAUAAUCUUAGCUAGUUACUUGAUCUGGGUGAUGGUUUACUUAUAAAGAGAUUUUCAUUCUUAAUUGAUGACGUUUAUUAAGUUUGUUGGUGUGGCACGAACUUAUAAUUUUACUUUCAUCGCAGAGGUGAAAGUUUUCACUUUUAUUAAAUUGAUUAGCGACCUUUCUUUAUUCUAAUAUUUGUGGAUUUGAAAUUGAUUGAGGCUAAAUAAACGUUUAAGGAAAAUGCUUGAAAUGCUUACUUAAUAAAUGAUUGAAAUAAAAUAAAAUAAUGUCUACAAUAAAUUAAAUUUAUAAAAUAGUAGGUACUUUAGUAGGGGAGCCCACGAUACUAAAUCAGUAGGAUUUUAAAAAAAAAAGGUUCUAUUAGGUUGUUGAAU
Molecule: messenger RNA, 2754 nt
Organism: Chrysoperla carnea
Lineage: Eukaryota; Metazoa; Arthropoda; Insecta; Neuroptera; Chrysopidae
Gene: Dak1
Product: UMP-CMP kinase
Exons: 3
Coding region: 240-872 (210 amino acids)
Biological process (GO): UDP biosynthetic process; 'de novo' pyrimidine nucleobase biosynthetic process; CDP biosynthetic process
Cellular component (GO): nucleus; cytoplasm
Molecular function (GO): ATP binding; UMP kinase activity
Source: RefSeq, a predicted model, not a curated record